ACAAACCACAACGCCUGGAGCAACAACUGUUAUAUCUACAACACCCAAGGUAACUACUGUACCAAGUACAACCCAGCCUAGUACGUCAACACCAGCUCCUACAACCCCUCCAUCCACAGUGGAAUAUACUACAGGAACUACCGUUGUUACGACGCAAGGAACUACCAGCACAACUGUAGCACAAUGUACAGAUACAAUUGGUAUGGACGAUUCAGAGAAGAUUGAUGAGAAAAAUACCAAAAUAACGAAUGACAAAGAUGAUUUCGUUGACAAUGUAAAACCACCACUAGAUGACUUGAAAGAUCCGAAUACACCACUUGUGGUAGAGUUUAAACCAUCGACGGAUCCAAAUGAGUUGAAAAUAACUACAAAGCUUAAAACGAACGUAUCUGUUCCAAUCACCAAAGUAAAAACAACAGGCUUGAAAAACAUUACAUUGGUGACUGUAACUGUUAAGGAUGCUAAUGGCACAGUGGUAAAACAGAAACCUGUACUAGUUGUUGAUGGUACUGCUAUUGUGGAACUCGGGGAUACUAACGGAGUUGAGAUCAUCAUAACUUACGUUUCGAGUCCAAAUAAGACAAUUGAAAUUGGAGACGUUGAAAUAACUGCUUGUUUGGAAAUAGAAACCACAACACCAGUAGCAACAACUGUACCAUCUACAACACCCCAGGAAUACUGUACUCUUGAAAGCGGGAUGACCGAUGCUCUGUACAUACUUGUUGACGACAUAACAUUAGAAGGGGUCUUAGACAGAAACCCAUCGAAUCUCAGUCCUGAUAGUGAAUCACCUUUCGUCGGUCUCCCAGACGGUAGUGGUCUUGUGACAAUCACUAUUCCUUUCACAAGUGACACUGAUGUAGAGAUUGGGAGAAUAGUUAUCAAUGGAACUACAAAUGUUGAUAAUGCAGAGGUUGUGAUAAAGGAUAGUUUUGACCAGGAAACAAACAUUUCACCAGAUGAAAAUAAUUUUAUCUUCCAGGAUAACCCUGAUGGCACAACUGAUAUCGUAGUCAUUAUAAGUCCAAGAACAACCGGAAAACAAGUCACAAUAACAUUAGAUCCGAUAUCAUCUGACGAGGCUGUUGAGAUCCAAGAUUUGGAUGUCUUUGCAUGUUUCAUCCCAGUAUCAACAUCCACAACGUACACUACACCAUCAACCGCAGCUUCUAAUGAGCCAACAAUGUCCACUCCCUCAACUAAACAGACACCUCCACCUUCUACCCCAUCUCCAAUAUGUGAUGAGAUUAAUGGAAUGGAGAAUAGCUUAAUUAUCCCAGAUGAAAACAUCCAGUUUGAUGGAGACUUCAUUCAAACUAUAAGCCAAUCACAAGUAGAUGGCCUUAGACCAGGAGUAGAACUAGGUGUUUAUCUCAUUAACGGCAGUACUCCUGGCUUCAACAUAACGAUUGUUUUUAAUGAAUCCGAAAGUCAAAUGCCUGUGCAACUGGGAAGUGUUGUAUUGGAGCGUACCAACAAAAUUAAAUCUGCACAGAUAUAUUAUUUGUUGGGAGGAGAAUAUAUACCAUUCCAGGGUAGCACAGAGAAGGGAAUCCUAUCCGACAUAACUGUUACAUUUGGGGACGACGUAUUUGCAGAGGGGAUCCGUGUAGCGAUUGAGGUCGAUGGAUAUUAUGCAACACUCUCUCAAUUAGAAAUAUUUGGUUGCUUUGAGCCAGUGCUUACAACGACGCCCGAGGCCACAACUACUCCAUCAACAACAGUGUCUUCAACAACACUAGCUAGCACUACGACACCAGGUUUCAGCACUACGACACCAGGAAUCAGCACUACAACACCUGGUUUCAGCACUACGACAUUGAGUACCACGACGGAAAAGUGUGACAUGACAUGUACAAAUCUGAAAGGUUUUAUGACAUGCUUAAAUGACGAUGACAUCUGUGACGGAAUUACUUCUUGCUUUAAUGCUGAAGACGAGAAGAACUGCACGAAAUGUAAGGGAAAUGGCAAGGUUAUAAACGGCUGUUACACAAACGACAAUGGACCAUCAUGCAUGUUGGAGGAGUACAUAUGUGACGGACAGAGAAACUGUGAUACCGGCGUGGAUGAAUAUAUGUGUGCAACAACAGUACCUAGUACCACCUUACCACCCACCACAUCGCCACUGGCAACCACCUUACCUCCAACAACAGCUCCUACUACAAGCGGACAAGAAACGACUACUGGACCAAGUACAACAACUGGACCAGUAACGACUACUGGACCAGUAACAACUACUGGGCCACAAACAACAACUGGACCAGUUACGACAAGUGGACCACAAACAACAAGUGG
Molecule: messenger RNA, 2295 nt
Organism: Owenia fusiformis
Lineage: Eukaryota; Metazoa; Annelida; Polychaeta; Sabellida; Oweniidae
Source: the annotation of a GenBank genome assembly